GUCAGAAUUUUGCUACGUGGUCGUGAUGGUUCUUGUUACCACCGAGUGCGCACAACAGAUAGAGCUGCUGCUGCGGUUCAUUAUCUGAUGGAGAAAUGCUGCAUGCAUAGCUUAGCCAUUGCCUUUACGAGCUGGCCAAGUGCUUGUUGGCGUGUUUAAACCCUCUCUGACAAACAUGAAAAGAACUCGUCGUUGAAAAUGCACUUCUUGACGCGGACUCACUCGCUGGGGGAAGUGCUGUCGGUGGUGAACUUUUACUGCCUAAAUUAAGGCAGCAGCCGUCGUGCUUCGCAGUCUUGCACCAGAACCGAGCGCUCCGUGGCCGAGGAGUUGCUGCCCGCUCCUGAGGCGCAGGGUUCUGAAGGGAGCGGCGGGGCGGGCUCGGGCUCGGGGCGGCCUUUGCCGCGAGCGCUCCCGCUGUCUAGCGGCUUCGGGUAGAAUAAAGCCUCAGUUUCACCUCUCGGGGCAGAGCGAGGGCGCGUGUGAGGGCAUGGCAGGCCGGUGGGGUACACGCAGCCCUCGCGGGGAAUGCCCUCCUCGAGCACGAAGGGCAGAGAUAGCUUCUUCCCUCCUCGCGGGCGGGAGGGGGAGGGCAUCGCCCGCGUUGUCCCACUCCUUCCUUCCGCCCCCCCCCGCCCCGGGAACGCAGGUGUCGGACGGGGCAUUGCUGUCCGCAGUACCAUGGCGGGGGCUUCGAGGGACAGCCCGGAGCGUGAGGAGGAGAAGGAACACAGCUUAUCAGUUUGCAGCAAGUUAUGCUAUGCCAUAGGAGGUGCCCCAAAUCAAGUGGCAGGAAGUGCAGCUUCCUUCUUCCUGCAGAUCUACCUGCUGGAUAUAGCCCAUAUUACUCCAUUUCAUGCCUCUUUGGUGCUGUUUAUUGGCAAAGCCUCAGGAGCUGUUACUGAUCCCGUUGCUGGCUUUUUUAUUAGCAAAAGUAGAUGGACAAGAAUUGGCCGGCUCAUGCCUUGGAUGCUGGCAUGUACACCCUUCACAGUAGUCUCCUACUUUUUCAUGUGGUACCUGCCUCCUUUUGUAUCAGGAAGGGUUGUGUGGUACUUGACUUUCUACUGCAUUUUUCAAGCACUGACCACAUUAUUCCAAGUACCAUAUUCUGCUCUCACCAUGUUUCUCAGCACAGACCAGAAAGAGAGAGAUUCUGCAACAGCGUACCGAAUGACAGUGGAAGUCCUUGGGACCUUGGUUGGAGCUGCACUUCAGGGGCAAAUUGUGGCCAGUGCUCAUCUCUCUCAUCACUGCACUUUGAACCUCCCAGUAAACACCACCAGCCCUCCCCCCUCCUUGAACAGCACUUCUGGCUUUCCCGAGCCUUCAGACCCCUUGUCUCAUCAAGCAAAAGUCUAUAUGAUUGCAGCAGGGGUUAUAGGAGGUAUAUAUCUUCUUGGAAUUAUCAUUCUUUUCCUUGGAGUAAAGGAAAAAGAUGAUCCUUAUGCCUUGGUUCAGACAGUAGCAAUCCCUUUUUGCAAGGGGCUAGGACUCACCAUGAAGCACGGCCCAUAUGUGAAACUUACAGCUUCAUUUCUUCUCAUCUCAACAGCAGUUCAGCUAGAGCAGAGCAACUUUGUCCUGUUCUGUACUCAUGCAGCUGAUCUUCGCUAUCACUUCCAGUAUUUGGUGGUGACCAUCUUGGUAUCAGCAGUUGUGAGCAUUCCCUUCUGGCAGAAGUUUCUGCAGCGAUUUGGCAAGAAGUGUGCAGCAUGUGGGAUUUCGUGGAUGAUUCCUUUUGCAGUCAUGCUAGUGACCAUUCCAAACCCAAUCCUGGCUUACUUCGUGGCCUUCGUCUCUGGUCUGAGCAUUGCAGCAUCUCUGCUGUUGCCAUGGUCAAUGCUGCCUGAUGUUGUUGAUAACUUUCGCCUGCAGAAUCCUCACAGGAAAGGACAUGAAACCAUUUUCUAUUCUUCUUAUGUUUUCUUUACCAAGAUGUCAGCAGGAAUCGGCCUGGGAAUUUCUGCAGCUUGCCUGGAGUUUACUGGGUACAAGCCAGGAAUAUGCAGACAAUCCAAGGAUGUGAUCCUCACUCUGAAAAUCCUCAUUGGAGCAGUUCCUGCCGUCCUCAUCCUCGUAGGUUUACUUAUACUUCUCUUCUACCCAAUCACUGAAGAAAGUCGGAAAGAAACAAAGCUUGCACUUGAAGUAUUAAGGUAG
Messenger RNA from Meleagris gallopavo (turkey), 2163 nucleotides. It is a transcript of the gene MFSD2B, whose product is annotated as MFSD2 lysolipid transporter B, sphingolipid. Gene Ontology annotation, molecular function: symporter activity; sphingolipid intramembrane carrier activity. The record is from RefSeq and is a predicted model, not a curated record. NCBI's taxonomy places the organism in Eukaryota, Metazoa, Chordata, Aves, Galliformes, Phasianidae. Gene Ontology annotation, cellular component: plasma membrane. Gene Ontology annotation, biological process: lipid transport; carbohydrate transport.